CGGGUACGACCGUCAUGGAUAAAGUCGAUAAAAAUGCCACGUCGACUAGGAUAUCCGAACUCCGCUAUAAGAUAACGGUGAUUCUGGCUCCAGAAAGUCGGUAACAGAACGGGAAGGACGGAAAAGGUAUAGCUAAUCGGAAGAUGAUAUUAAUACCCAGGGCCAAGGUAAUGGAAUUAAGUGGUAAAAAUUUUAAAGGUUCCUUUUCUAUUGAGCACUCGCCCAAGUAAAGGCUACGAUUUCUAGAUUAAAAUAAUUCAGAAUCACAACUCAAGAUGAUCUUCCCUCGCGAAUGCUUCUUUAUACUGCCCCUACUGACGAUAGCCGGGGCAAAUCAUGGACCAGAGGUACACGAUAUCAAUAAGAGAUCGGCACAAGAGUCUUGCGCCGAAAUAUCCAAGCCAUCAACGUUCACAAUCUCAAACACACAGUAUAUAAAAGUUGAAGGACGCGACCCCAUUGACCCGAUGCUCAAUUCGACCACAAUUGCCUUCGAGGUAGUGAAUAACGCCAACGGUGUCACAGUAGGGUGCUCGCGGAUUAAUGUUAUGCACGAUGGGAAAUACCCCGACGACAGCAAAUAUUGGAGUGACUGUCAAGAUCUAAGUCUCGAGGUGGAUGGGACUUCGUACCCCCUCACUACGAACGCGAAUUUCCUCUGGAACGAAUGGAAGUUGAGUGUCAACCAAAGCUGGAAUUGCGGUGGCGCGACCGUGAGGCAUAUUUCUACCGUAACGCUCUCACCGACUUGCAACGAGACUAGAUCCCCGUACCAAUACCUCAACGAAUGCUCAGCUCCUAAGGUGGAAAGUCCUGCAAGGUCUCAAUAGCCAAAUUUAUCUUCUUGAAGUAGCAUAAUUCUACUUUUUCAAUCAAUUGCUAAUAUCCUCCAUAUGCUCGCUGAUGCAUGUGUCCAUCA
This is a messenger RNA of Hypoxylon trugodes, 919 nucleotides long. RefSeq lists its product as uncharacterized. NCBI's taxonomy places the organism in Eukaryota, Fungi, Ascomycota, Sordariomycetes, Xylariales, Hypoxylaceae. The transcript is spliced from 2 exons. Bases 276 to 830 code for a protein of 184 amino acids. The record is from RefSeq and is a predicted model, not a curated record.